AUGAUGCCGUGUGCAAACGGUAUGCUCACUUCCCGACGGCUCAUCUGGGCCGUGGUCAGCCUGAGCCUAGCCUCUUUUGGUACAGGUUUGGCGGCAGACGCCUCGGAAGGGUCGCAUUGGCCGGCCCACUUGUCGGCCUGGCUGACGAGCCCCUCGUCCGGACCGGCCGGCCGUCAGCUCGAGUCAGCGGCAGUCCGAGCCUCUCCGCUGCAGCCACUCAGCGCGGCUGCAAGCAGAGCCUCGAGCCAACCGGGACUCGAGCGUGUCCAUGAUUCCGACCUGAGGCCCCGGCGGCGACAUGUGAUGACGCAGUCGGCAGCAGACGCGGCUGUCGAGAGGCGGUGGGCCAGAGUCCCGACGACUGUGCUACACCAUUCCGACCUGGACCGGGAACAGGCGGACGCCGAGGCGGUCUCUGUGGAGCCUACGGCCUCAACAGCCCCGUCCUCCCCCUCCCACUCCGCCUCUUCUUCAUCCUCCUCUUCCCCAUCUUCGACUGUAUCUUCUUCGUCUGCCUCUGCCUCGUCGUUGCCGCCCGCCUCGCGAAGUACCAGUUCUGGCUACAGUCUAUUGUCGGGCGGGGCGUCACGACCCGAGCCGCUAAUCGUGUACAGAGGCUUCUCGACACCUCUUCUUUAUGCUCAUCUGCCCAUUCAAGAGCGCGUCCGCAAGGGGGCACUCUGCAGAGUUGAGGUGGAGGAAAAUCAACCGUUGAAGUCAACGGUUGGCCAUUUGGAGCCAAAGGUAGAUUUGCCAGUCUUUGUGUGUCUUUGUGUGACUCUGGCUACGUGGGACCAAAUGUUCCCCUUCCUGGAAAGUUGGAUAAAAGUCAAGAGGUGA
Molecule: messenger RNA, 840 nt
Organism: Protopolystoma xenopodis
Lineage: Eukaryota; Metazoa; Platyhelminthes; Monogenea; Polystomatidea; Polystomatidae
Source: the annotation of a GenBank genome assembly